UCCGCAUUGGCAUUUGCAUCAAUUUCAUAAUGCGAGCAUCAAUCUUACUGCCUCUUGGCGCUCUCUUCUCCUCCGUUCUCGCAUCGAAUUAUGUCGUGCACGAACGGCGUCAUGAGAAUACAGAUCAACGAUGGUCGAAAGUUGCGCAGCUUCGUGGAGAUCAAGUGAUGCCCAUUCGCAUUGGCCUGAAGCAAUCGAACCUCGAGCACAGCGACCGUUGGCUUAUGGAAGUGUCUGAUCCUAAAAGUCCACGCUAUGGCCAGCAUUGGACUGCCAAGGAAAUUGUCGAUGCGUUUAAACCAAGCGUUGAGACAAUUAAUGCGGUACACACAUGGCUCAACGACUCCGGUAUCCAUACCGAUAGACAUCAACUCUCAGAAGGCCUAGGUUGGCUCCAAUUUGACGCCAGCAUCGAAGAAGCGGAAAAUCUAUUCCAAACAACCUAUCAUCUAUUUGAGCACGGAAGAUCGUCGACAAAGCAUGUUGCGUGCGAUGAAUAUUCGCUUCCCUCGCACAUCAGCCCACAUAUUGAUUUUAUAUCUCCUGGCGUUCACUUUGACGCAAAGACCAAAUCUGACACUGAUCAAUAUUUUGCUGCCGAUGGCACGCGACUUUUGACCAAGAGGUCGGUCGUAGAACGGAAGAUGAAACGCGGUGAUCCACGUAUGUCCCAUAAGCCCUCUCAUCACAUGCCUAAGCCAGCUUGGAAGCCUUCGGGUCCGUACGAGGCACAAAUUUGCAAUACCUCGUUUGUGACGCCAGCAUGCCUAAGAUUGCUUUAUGGUGUACCGAGUAAUCUUCCAGCCGUGGAAGGCAACAGUCUUGGUAUCGUGGAGUACACACCUGAGUCUUAUCUUCCCUCAGACUUGGACUUGUUCUUUGAAGUCUAUGAGCCCCAGGCUGUGGGCGAGCGUCCAGUUUUUGACUCUAUCGAUGGUGGUUUCCUCUAUGAUUUCAACCUUACCAAUGUGACCGCUUUUAAUUUCCUCGGCGAGCCAAGUCUUGACCUCCAAUAUUCUAUGGCUCUCGUCUACCCGCAGGAUGUCAUUUUGUACCAGGUUGGAGACCUAGCAGAAGACAACCUGACCUCAUUCAACAACUUCCUCGAUGCUAUUCACGGCUCAUACUGCACCUACGACGGUGGCGAUGACCCUGAAUUCGAUGCCGUUUACCCUGACCCCUACCCCGGGCCGGACAGCUAUAAAGGCAAAGAGGACUGUGGUACCUACGCAGCUGCUAAAGUCAUCUCGACAUCUUACUCAUACUCCGAGAUCGAGCUGUCUCCAGCUUACGAAGAGCGCCAGUGCAGGGAGUACCUUAAACUUGGGCUGAUGGGCACAACGUUUGUCUACUCUAGCGGGGACUAUGGUGUAGAGUUCGAUGGCGGUGGAUGUAUCAACCCAAAUGGAACGGAAAACGAUGGCAACUCAGGAAUCUUCGUUGCAAGCUUUCCAGGAGGAUGUCCAUAUAUCCUCUCCGCGGGCGCAACGCAGAUCAGAAAUGGUACCUACGAUGUUGAUGCUGCUAUCAAAGCUGGAGAAGAGGUCGAGGUUGUGAUGGAGUUAUAUCUCACACCAGAGGGCUUAGUUGGUAUUGAUGUUCCUCCAGGCGCAAAUACCUCGGAUCAGGUAAUUUUCAGCUCGACUGGUGGAUUCUCAAACGUCUUUGCGCUUCCUGAGUAUCAAGCAUCAGCCGUCAAGGAGUACAUGGAGAAGUACGCCCCUGACUACCCGGGACAAUACAACAAUAGUGGCACAGUUCGAGGAUUCCCUGAUAUUGCCUCAAAUGGCGCUUGGUUCAGUAUCGCGGUUUUCGGUGAACUCUCCCAAGUCUUUGGAACUAGUUGCGCCGCCCCAACAAUUGCAUCCCUUCUUGCCCUUAUCAAUGGAGAGCGUAUCAAGGCGGGCAAGAGUACCGUUGGGUUCGUUAAUCCGACACUUUAUGCUCACCCUGAAGUUCUCAACGAUAUUACGGAGGGCCAAAAUCCGGGUUGUGGAACCAAUGGUUUCAGUGCCGUACCUGGAUGGGAUCCUACUACUGGUCUCGGAACUCCGAAUUAUCCCAAGAUGCUCGAGUUGUUCCUCAGCCUUUCCUAGAUGCUAACGAGGCUAUGAGCAUGACAUUUAUUAUUCUAGCUGGAUCAUGUUAGCAUGUUGUUAUCAUGCUGUGAAAAGCUUGGUGGAAUAAACGAAUAGCGGAAAAGCUGCAGGUUGGAUUAAAAUAUUCCGAAUAGAGAUAUAUUAAUAAAAGCAUAAUUACUUGCAGUA
Molecule: messenger RNA, 2267 nt
Organism: Mollisia scopiformis
Lineage: Eukaryota; Fungi; Ascomycota; Leotiomycetes; Helotiales; Mollisiaceae
Product: subtilisin-like protein
Exons: 13
Coding region: 30-2096 (688 amino acids)
Biological process (GO): proteolysis
Molecular function (GO): tripeptidyl-peptidase activity; serine-type endopeptidase activity
Source: RefSeq, a predicted model, not a curated record